Molecule: messenger RNA, 1469 nt
Organism: Manis pentadactyla (Chinese pangolin)
Lineage: Eukaryota; Metazoa; Chordata; Mammalia; Pholidota; Manidae
Gene: PEX7
Product: peroxisomal biogenesis factor 7
Exons: 10
Coding region: 99-1070 (323 amino acids)
Biological process (GO): protein import into peroxisome matrix
Cellular component (GO): peroxisomal matrix; cytosol
Molecular function (GO): protein binding
Source: RefSeq, a predicted model, not a curated record
GGGUCUCCUAACUAGUUCUAGCGAGUCUGGACGGUCAGGGUACCGAUUUGGAACGGCUUCGGCGGCCCGGGCGGCUAGGCCCGGAGACGGCGGGCGGGAUGAGCGCAGCGCGCGGCGGAGCGGUGCGGACGCUGCGGGUGCCCGGCCGUCACGGCUACGCGGCGGAGUUCUCUCCGUACCUGCCGGGCCGACUGGCCUGCGCAGCCGCGCAGCACUACGGCAUCGCGGGUUGUGGAACCCUGCUAAUAGUGGAUCAAAAUGAAUCUGGGCUUAGGCUUUUUAGAAGCUUUGACUGGAAUGAUGGUUUGUUUGACGUGACCUGGAGUGAGAACAAUGAACAUGUCCUGGUCACCUGCAGUGGUGACGGCUCGCUGCAGCUCUGGGACACCGCCAAAGCCUCAGGGCCACUGCAGGUCUACAAGGAGCACUCUCAGGAGGUGUACAGUGUUGAUUGGAGCCAAACCAGAGGUGAACAGCUUGUGGUGUCUGGCUCAUGGGAUCAAACUAUCAAGUUGUGGGAUCCAACUGUUGAAAAGUCUCUGUGCACCUUUAGAGGCCAUGAAAGUGUCGUUUAUAGCACAAUCUGGUCUCCCCACAUCCCUGGGUGCUUUGCUUCAGCCUCAGGUGAUCAGACUCUAAGAAUUUGGGACGUGAAGUCAACAGGAGUCAGAAUUGUGAUUCCAGCACAUCAGGCAGAAAUUUUGAGCUGUGACUGGUGUAAAUACAAUGAGAAUUUGCUGGUGACAGGGGCAGUUGAUUGUAGUUUGAGAGGCUGGGACUUGAGGAAUGUACGACAGCCGGUGUUUGAGCUUCUUGGUCAUACCUAUGCUAUUAGGAGAGUGAAAUUUUCACCAUUUCAUGCUUCCGUGCUAGCCUCUUGUUCCUAUGAUUUUACUGUAAGAUUCUGGAACUUUUCAAAGCCUGACCCUCUUCUUGAAACAGUGGAACAUCAUACAGAGUUUACUUGUGGUUUAGAUUUCAGUCUUCAGAGUCCUACUCAGGUGGCAGACUGUGCUUGGGAUGAAACCAUAAAGAUAUAUGAUCCUGUUUGUCUUACUAUGCCUGCUUGAGAUAUACUACUCCAAUCAAAAACAAAGCAUAUUGGCUGAAGGACUGCUUAGCAGGAAAUAAACUAUUGAUAACAUAGACAUUAUGCUUUUAUAUGCUAUUCGGAUUUCAAAUUUUACAAAUUACCCUGGAAUCAGUUCUAAGGCAGCUGAUAAAGACUUUGGCUCACUAUUUAAGCCUGGCACAUAAGCCAUAUUUCUUAAAAUCCUAAGGAAUAAGUGAUGUUAUGGUAUAUCUUAUAUGAUUUAUUAAAAUGUAACCUCUGUAUUAUAAAAUGGAUUAAAAUAUGGGAGAUUCAUAGAUUAUAUUGAUAGUAAUAUAUUUUGUCUUUAAUUUAUCAAUUUUUAUGUAAAAUGUAAUCGCUGCUAUUGAUAAAAAUAAAAAUAAACUGCAUCUCUUGA